AUGGAACAUAUUAAAAAGAAAAUGUUGGCAAUGAAAUUGGAUAAAGAGAAUGCUGUAGAUGAAGCUGAUCAAUUGGAAGCAAAAUUACGUGAAAAAGAAUUAGAAAUGCAAACUAAAGAUGAAGAAGCUGCAGAAGUACUUAAAAAAAUUCAACAAGUUGACACGGACAAAGAAACGGCACAAACUCAAUUAGCUGAAACUAAUACUAAAUUAGAAGAAACAGAUAAACGAGCAACUGAGGCCGAAGCUGAAGUCGCCUCACUUCAGAAGCGAAUUCGACAGCUUGAAGAUGAAUUGGAAUCUACCGAGACUCGCCUUCAAGAAGCCACUAUUAAGCUUGAAGAAGCAAGUAAAGCUGCCGAUGAAAGUGAUCGUGGUCGUAAAGUAUUGGAGAAUCGUACUUUCGCAGAUGAAGAACGUAUCAAUCAGUUAGAAGAGCAAUUAAAAGAAUCUACAUUUAUGGCUGAAGAUGCUGAUCGAAAAUACGAUGAGGCCACUCGAAAACUUGCCGUUGCCGAAGUCGCACUAUCUCACGCUGAAGAUCGGAUUGAAGCUGCAGAAAGUCGUUUAAAGGAGCUUCAGUCAAUCAUUCAUGGUACAAUGGGUCAGUUAAAAUCUUUAGAGCAUCAAGAAUCUCAGUUAAAUAAACAACGUAGUCUUCAUCAAUCUCAACUUGCCUCUUUAUCAAAACAAUUGAUUGAGGCUGAACGACGUGUUAAAGAAGCAAGUCAUCAAGAAGAGAUGAAACAAAUAGAAUUGUGCAAAUUAGAAGAAACAUUGGAAGCUGAACAAUUGAAUCAUACAAAUCUUCGUCGUGAAAUGGAAACCAUGUUUACUGAAGUAGAAAAUAUCUAA
This is a messenger RNA of Schistosoma rodhaini, 855 nucleotides long. The record is from the annotation of a GenBank genome assembly. Lineage: Eukaryota; Metazoa; Platyhelminthes; Trematoda; Strigeidida; Schistosomatidae.